AUUCACCAGUGAGGGUACGCCGCGCAGGCGUGGAGUCCGCGGCAGUCGAGUACCGUUCGCGCUAGGAGAGGGACCGAGCGGCACGUGCGAGGCUGGGUGAGAAAGGCGUGAGGUGAGAUACCGGUGUGAGAUCGGUACGGUUGGAACAGUCGCAUUGCUGAUGGUGUGAGGCAGUGAGGAGCGUGGGCGGACCAAUUCCGUUGACGAUGAGCGAGGGACGAGUGAUGGAGUGAAACGAGCGCGAACAGACAGCAGUGAAUCGUGUUGAGACGGCAUUUGGAGGACGUUGAGGCAGCGAGAGACGGCGCUGAGACGACAGUGCAGAAAGACUGCUUGAAACAUAGCGUGAGACUCGCAAAGCUCAGCGAGGAAGGACCGCUACGUUACGCUGCCCGAAAUCGCGGCUCUCAUCGUGUUUCGUAAGGUUGCCGUUGCGUCCGCCUGGCUUUUCGAACCGACCGCCUGUCAGCAAUCCAUCAGCUUACGUCAGAUCGGCACACGGCCGUCAGUUGACUAGGCCGUCCUUCCAGACCGCCAGCGUCAGUUGCGUUGGCCGUCUGUCGUCUGUUGAACCGAGACAGGGGGCGGUCGGUCUCGGCCGACCGGUGUAGGUGUCGCUAGUGUCGCUCCGCCAGAUGCCGCUGCCGCUGCAGCUGCGUGUGGGCCUGGACGGCCAGUCACUGCCGGCUGCUGAGGGGGGCGAGGCGCUCUGCGACGUGCCCGAUGGCGCCGGUGACGCGGGCCAGCGGGCGGCGGUGGCUGAGGGCGUGCCCCGUCUGCUGGGCUCCGACCCGGCCGGCUGUCUGUCGGAGGUGGUGCCGCGCGUGACGGCCGCGCUGCCCUCGUCACCGCCCGACUUUCAGCGCGCGGCCAGCGCCAGCUUCCUAGCGGUGCUGCGCCGGGAGCUGCUGCCCCAGUCGACCUUCACACAGACCUUCCUGCAGAGCAUACUCAUCAGCGUGGACAGCAAUGACCCCGUGGUGGCGGCGGCCUGGUUGGAAACACUACUGGACGUCAUUGACCUGCUGCCGGCCGACGUCAUCCAACAGGAGAUUCUGAGCGUUGCAGUGGAGAAGAGUCAGCUCAGCCACCCAGUCGCGUCACGGGUGGCCGGCUGUAAACUCAUCGGCAGGAUGGCCACCAAAUUCGACCCCUACACGAUCCAGACGGAGCUGCUGGCCAGCGUGCAGUCGCUCUGCCAGGACGUGGACUCCGAGGUCCGCGCGGCCAUGUGUUCUCAGCUGGGUGCGGUGGCGCACGGACUCGGUCCACAGGAGACCCGCGCGGCCAUCAUUCCGGAGCUGGUGGAACUAUCCAGUGACGAAGAGGUAGCGGUACGCCUGGCCGCCUUCCGCACGCUGGUCGACAUGCUGGAUAUCCUGGACGCCGAGACGUGCACCCAGACCAUCAUCCCACUGUCGAUGAAGGUGUGUGAGUCGAGCUACGAGUCGCGGGACUCGUCCCUGCCCGUCAUCGCCAAACUCCUGGGAAAACUCAGCUGCGGACUCAGCGAAUACCUGAGUCCAGAGCAGAAGCAGACGUUUCUGGACUUUUACGGCGGCGUGGCACGGCUGAAGAACCUCCAUAAGGCCGCAGCGGCACGCAACGAGUUCAACCCGAUGCCGGACCUGGUGCCGCAGCUAGACCCGAGCGAGCGCUACAUGCAGUGUUGCGAGGCGUGCGCCUUCAACUUCCCCGCGAUGCUGCUGCUGGCGGGCGGAGACCUGAGCCGCAGCAACCUGCACGCCACCUUUACCGACCUAGUGUUCGACCCGCACCCGGGAGUGAGGCGGGUCAUUGCAGCAGGGUUUCACGAGGUGUGCCGUCUUUUGGGCCCCAGUGUGCACCAGGUGCACUCUGAGCUGGUUCAUCUGCUCAAGGACGAUUCGGUGGACGUGCUGGCCGCCCUGGUGGAGCGGCUGCCGCUCACGCUGGAGGCGUUCGUACGACAUGGUGUGCUGGGACCCAAGGCCAAACCGGAGCUGGUGGCGGAGCUGACGGCGGCGCUGAUGACGUGUGAGUGUGUCAUCUCGAACACGACCCGGUGGCGGCUGCACGCCGGCCUCCUGGAGCGUCUGAGCAGCCUGGCCGACUGUUUUCCGCCCGACCACCUCUACCAUUGCUGGGUGCCCACCGUCUUCCAGAAACUGCACACUGUGAGGCCGAUACCGUGCCGUCAGGCGGCUGCCCGCACCUUACUGGUGUUCCUCCAGAACGUGCGGCACAUCGAGCACCGGCACAUGAUCUGCGGCAGACUCGUGGAAGAGCUGGGUCAGAGCGAUAGCUGCCACAUGCGGAAACUCUAUCUGGACAUCUGUAGCAUGGUGCUGGACAUGUUUUCCAAGAACUUCUUCAAGCAGUACUUCUUCAUGACCACGCUGACUCUAGUCGACGACCCGGUGCCGAACAUCCGGCGCGGCCUGUGCCUGCUGCUGGCGCGGAUGAAGGCCACGCUGCGCCUGCCGUCGGACAAGCGGCGCCUGCAGCAGCUGGAGGCCGUGGUGCGCCAGCUGCUGGUCACGGAACAGGACCGGGAUGCGGCCGCCGCCGUCCGACACGCCAUCAUACAGCUCGACAAAAUCGAGGUGGCCAUGGACACUCCGACGCGUCCGGCGCUGCUGCUGGAGGCCGAUGCGGAGGACCGGCGGCGACAGAAGCAGGAGCAGCAGCUGCUGGAACCGCCGCCGCCCGCUGCUGCAGCUGCCAGCUCCCCGGCCGCGGGUGGGAGGCCCGUGGAUGAGCGCCGGCUCUCGCGCGGGGGACGGAUCCCCGUCCGUACUGGUCAGACCCCACCGGCGCCGGCCGGGGGAGCGGCCAGCCCGGCCACGAGCCGCACUAAGGCCCGCGGCAGUGGUCCAGCGGCGGCAGCGGGUACGACUCCGCGGUACCGAACUCCGGGCUCCCAGCGGCCCGCCCCCGGCAGCCGGCGGCUGUCGCUCGUCGAGUCGUCAGAGUGCCGCAUCCCCAGCCUGGCCCGGCUGCGGGUGCGCGACGCCGUCUCAGAGCCGGAGUUGCCGCCUCCUCCAUCAUCCAGUCCGCGGGGCCGGCUGAACCACGCCGCCAGAGAGCGCCGCUGGGCAGAUCUGUCGCCCGAGUCGGAGCUGGCCGACCCGGCCGGCUGGCUGGAGCCGGACGGCGACGAGCCGGGCGCGCCCGGCGCCGGCGAGCCCUCCUGGCAGCGGCUGCGCCAGCCCUUCUCCCAGCUGCUGGGCCGCUACCGGCUCUCGCAGCCCGUCUCAGAGGCCGUGGGAAGGGUGUCCGGCACUCAGGUGGCCGCCAGCGUCGGCCGCUUCUUCGAGCGCCAGACGAGCCGCGUGCUGUCCUGCGCCGGCGGCCUGGGCACCAACACCUGGCCGCCGCUGCCGUCGCGGCUGCCGCAGCUGGCGGCCACCGGCGGCGGCGGGCACCAGCCGCGACCCUCCCUCGACCACUUCCUGAUGGCCGGCAUCUCGUCGGUGCGCGCCCGCCUGCAGCCGCGCGCCGCGCCGCCCAGCCGCCUCUACGACCGGAGCGCCUCGCACCCGCCCGAGCCCUCGCCGGCCGCCGCCUCGUUCGCCCCUUACGGCCACGCUGUCCACAGUCUGGAGAACCUGGACCCGACCGCCGACGAGUUCUACGUGGACGCCGGCAUCCGGAUCUCUGCGAGCGACCUGCGCCAGCUGGAGCGGCCGGAUUCGGCGCCGGGCGAGCUGCCCCCGCCGCCGGAGACGAUCCCGUCGCCGCCCCCUGGCCAGGGGGCCGGCCGUACGCCCACCCGCCGGCUCCGUCCGCCCUCCACCUACGGACGAUACUGCUCCGGCGGCGAGGCGUCCGGCAGUCGAACGGCAGCGGCAGAAACAUCACCUCACACAGCGCCACCGUCCCCGUCGGCGGCCGAGUUGGCCGCCCGGUGCCGCUCUGAGGAGAGCCUGCCGGCCGGCGGCGGCCGGCGCACCCCCGCCCGGCGGCCGGCCAGCGCCUACUCUCCGUCCGGUGUCAGCAGCACCCAGUCCAGUCCCGGCUGCAGUCGCACCUCCAGUCCGGACGGCCGCGCGUCGCCGGCCUUCUCCCGCAUACCGCUGCGAUCCAGCUUCGGCGCGGGGAAGACGAGCAGUCUGCCCUCGGCGCUGACCCGUGCCCGACGAAGGAAAAAGUAAGCGCACACCAUCUCCGGCCGCGGACAAGUGAGGCAGUGUUACGACUAAUUCGCACUACCAAAGGAGCAAUGCAUUUCUGAAGAGGAUGUGCGGUGUCACUGCCGUCAGCUGGGGUUGCACACGAUCGGUGUGUGCAGCGCACGCGCCACUCGAGUCCCGAGGUCAGUAUUACGCACUGCACCGAGUCACCACCUAGUCGGCCCGCGCGCCGCGUCUAGUCGUGUGGAAAAUAAUGAGGCUCACUGGCUAGUAGCUGCGCUCAGCAAUGUUUGUUUAUAAGUCGAGUGUGAAAUGUCGUUCACAGAUAAUAAUCAUGUCAGCGUGCAAUGUCUCCUUAGAUGGAGAAUGAUAGAGAAUCGGGUACAGUGAUGCGUUGACUAGUUGUUUUGCUCGCAGCCACCCCGAGCAGUUGAUUGAAUUGUGACGGUUCAGUUGGAGUGAGUUGGAUCGAUACGCACACGUUUAAAGUGAGGCUCGGCGCACACCAGCCAGUGCGCUGACAACAAUGUGAGUUAGUUUCCACCAGGCUUUCUUUGAGGACCAUAUCAUGUACAAGGAGCCGGUAGAUGUGUCAAAAACGUCAUCAUUAGUGCUGCUAGCUAUAAAUCCCAUAGCAGUUUGCCAUUAGCAUUUGUAGUAGGUAAUAAGUGAAUGUGAAGAGUAAGGUGCAAUGACAUUUCAUCUGAGUGAAAGCGCACGGUGGUCUGUAUACUAUCUCGCACUGCCCUAGAUGUGGGUUAAGUCCGCCGGUUAGUCCUCUCAGGCCAUGAUAACGUCACGUCGAACGUGACGUAACGUCCACCAGAUGUGACGAAGCGUCUAACAGACGUCCCAGGUCUGUAGAGGACUCGGAAGAGUCUGGCCGCCGGCGGGCGAGGCGUGGUUUCGACUGUGGCCCGGUCUGUGCUGUGUUCGUACUCCGUGCGUGUGAGACUGGCGGUCGGGGUGAUGGAAAGUCGCGAGAUGUGAUGGGUGGCGGGCUGACCCGCUGCCGCGUACAAAGUCACGGGUGGAGCGGGCAGCGCCGCUCGUCGUCCGUAGCCGACGCCCCGUGACCCCUGGUGACCUUAGCUGACCUCAGCCUGACCUCGGUGGGUCGACUAGUGGGGAGGGGUGGAGAGCGUUACACCAAAUUUACUAGCAUUUUCAUUUUAGUGGGUAGACCUAGCGUACGGUAAAUAGACUAGGAGACUGUGUUGUCUACAAGUCACUUGGUAGUGUGAUAGCCAACGAGUGCUAGAUGGUGUUGUGGUUUGUAGUGAAAUUCAUUCCUACAGUGAUAUCGUGUGGUUUUGGCUUUUACAUACUAUACAAAAAUAUUCCUAGAAUGUAAGAGUCUUUUCUCUAAGCUCUUUUUAAUCAUAUCUUCUUGUCUUCAACAUUGACCGUGCCCAAUUCAACUUUUCUGCGUGACAUCGUGAUGGCUAGUCUAAUGAUUUGUUUCGAGUUGUGUUGUCUGCCUACGUUAACUCACAAGUUAUAAUUAUGAUGAAUUGUUCGUUUCGCUUUCAUCCCUGCUGAGAAAUCACUAUGCAUUAACCAGCAACGGAAAACCAAAGCUUUAUACUCCCCUGAAUAGUUAGUGUUGCUAUUAUGUUCUCGUUUGUGAUCGCAAAUGUUCCGUGCUUUUUCACAUCUGCCCCCGGAAACAGGACCCAUGGUAUGGUUUUACGAACCAAAAUAGCGUUUGCCUGACCAGUGACCAUAAUUGUGUACUAUUGAGCAGUUCGCCCUGUACCAACAAUAGUCUAAUCGCCAGGAGUAUUAUAGGUUUGUUGAAAUGUCAGUCAUACGAAUGGUCCGUUCGCGUUGUCUGAAUUGUAUUGUGUGUAUUAUUAGCAGAUGCGUUUAUUUUAGUUGGACCCAAACUGGCUGACUUUCAGUGGGACAUAUCAGAGUUUCGUUUGUAGGACGCUCAAAAUACAGCUCAGUGUCCUUAGCAUCGCCGGAGCCAGUGGUGUCACAGCCGAGCUAUCGGUCAAAUCCACACGCAUUUACUUUGGUAGCGUUCCCGUCCCCAAUCGUCCAGUAUAAGUCAGCUCGUCGCACUUCUGUUAUGUCCAGCGGUCCAUUCACAUUGUGUAUCACCCAGCUGUUAUUGAUGUGUUCAUAUCUGAGUCACGGUGAUUGCCCGAAUACAGCACGUGUCGAAUACGAGA
Molecule: messenger RNA, 6295 nt
Organism: Amphibalanus amphitrite
Lineage: Eukaryota; Metazoa; Arthropoda; Thecostraca; Balanomorpha; Balanidae
Product: serine/threonine-protein phosphatase 4 regulatory subunit 4-like
Exons: 20
Coding region: 636-4136 (1166 amino acids)
Cellular component (GO): protein serine/threonine phosphatase complex; cytosol
Molecular function (GO): protein phosphatase regulator activity; protein binding
Source: RefSeq, a predicted model, not a curated record